This is a messenger RNA of Penicillium daleae, 336 nucleotides long. RefSeq lists its product as uncharacterized. The transcript is spliced from 2 exons. The record is from RefSeq and is a predicted model, not a curated record. Bases 1 to 336 code for a protein of 111 amino acids. Lineage: Eukaryota; Fungi; Ascomycota; Eurotiomycetes; Eurotiales; Aspergillaceae.
AUGCUAUUACUACUUACUAUUAAUUCGAGGAAGGUACCACGUGUCGUUUGCUAUAGAACAAACGGGCUGAUUGUGGUCGAGCGCCGUUAUCACGAAGAUCAGAAGCCAGAAAUCGAAAAUGCUAUUCGAUCUAUCAUAAAUAACCAUCGACCCUUAUUUUGCUUUAUUUGUGUAGGGAAGCAAAACCUAGCCCUCAAGAAGCGCGUGCAACAAUUCUUAUCAUAUAGUGAUGUUUCGAAGCAUAUCAAGCGAAAGCAUCUACAGAACCUUUUAUUAAGCACCGUCAUUGUCUGUAAUGUUUGUGAUAAAGAUUUUGCAGAAGUUAUGCACUUUUAG